Striga asiatica is the source of this 804-nucleotide messenger RNA. NCBI's taxonomy places the organism in Eukaryota, Viridiplantae, Streptophyta, Magnoliopsida, Lamiales, Orobanchaceae. The record is from the annotation of a GenBank genome assembly.
AUGCAGAUGCAGCACGAAUUCUGGAACCUUAAGCAGGAAGCCCGGUCAGUCGGGGAGUACAAACGGGAGUUCGUCCGGCCGACACCCUUCACAGAUCGCCCAAAUCCCUCCCCGACACCCCUCUUCAUCUCGCUUGCAAAUUGGACCUAUCAGCCACCAUCGCCGGCCAUGCUCGCACCCCUGUCGGGAAGAGCCCUUAUCGACGGCGUCCCUGCACCCCCGUCUGUCACCGCGAACAGUUCCUCCGGCGAGACGAGUUCUGUUCGCGGCUGGAAUCAAAUAGCCGGCUCAAUUGUGACGAGGGCCGGCCUGUUCACCACCAGGUUUCGGCGAAUUUUUGGUGCAUUUGGCGAGAUCCCGGUGAGGGAGUUCCGUUCUUCGAUUGAAGAAGCCACUGACAGCGACCUUGCAGUAGAGGCAGGCAAAGAUGGUGAGCCAGGGCCACCCGAUUUUCUGGCAGAUAUGACCACCGACGGGCUGCGACCUCUGCACCUGCACCACCCGACGACCCCUCUUUCACCAGCGACCUUCUGUUCAGCUGUCGUCGCUCGAGCCAUCCCGACAGACCCCAGUCACGAGCCUUCUGCCGCGAGCCUCAAUCGAGCCCCGUCGAGGAAGCCGCGAUGUAGAACCUUGCCGAUGAGAUCCACGCACGUCAUGCUGAGCCGCCUCUCAGCCCGCACGCACUCCGGCAGCCGCGAACUACCGCUGCAACGCCUCGCCGGUUCCAUCGGGCUCCGGAGCCGAACGAGUGACAAUCAGGCUGAGAGCAACAACCAGCCGAGUCGUCUUCGAGCGCUUUAG